GCAACGUUUGUGUUGUUUUCGAGUGUCAAAGUGUGCGUGUGUUCGUUUUUGUGUGUGCGUGAGCUGUAUUUCCGUUGGUGUGUAAAUCCCAGUGAAAACGUCACGUCGUAUUUGUAUAAGCAGCAGUCCUGCUACGAAAAUCCCAAUCCAGUGGUGGCUUUGUUUUUGUUUGUGUUUCGCAUUUCCACGAGCCACGCUCUCCCUUUCGAUGCUGUAAAUUUUUGAUAGGUUCUGCCUGCCCAUCACCACCGAUGUCCUUAUCCUGAUGUCCUUAUGGUCGUCGGUCGUUAGUGUUGGUGAGAUUGCACCUGCGUCGUCUCGUCGUGGUCCUUUCGCUCCACUGGUGUGCGUUUGAUGCAGUGAGGCGAGCCAGUGAAAGGAGGAGAUAAAAACGGUCGAAAUACCAACCAAAGGGCAAGGCACGUGUGGUGUUGUGUGUGCGUAUGUGCGGGCGUGUGUACGACCGAGAAAGUCGGUUGACGGUCGGGCUGAUUUCCGUUGGUCUCGCGCAAAGUAAGGAAGUAAACGGCCGCCCAUCGGUGAUCGCGGGCGCGUGGAAAUUAACGUAGAAAAAAUAAUAAAACCGUCGCCAAUUCGUUCGUCAACGGCCGAGGGCUGUUGCUACGUCGCUACUGCGUGGUGUUGUUGUUGUUGCUGGUCACUAGCUAGUCCGUUUCCGCGCGCACACCCGGCCGAGGUGAGUGCGAGGAACAGACGGAAAUCACGGAACACAACAUAGGCUCGGUCGAGGAAAGCGCCGACAUUACGGAGACCAACGGAACAAACGUCGUCGAAAGCAUGGUGAAACGGGGUGACGGCACAGAGUCUCCGAUGAUCACGGAAAGUGAUGCAGAUACAGAUAAACCCCGAGUGAGAUACGGCGAACUGGUGAUACUAGGAUAUAAUGGCUUUCUACCACAGGGGGACCGUGGCCGGCGUCGCUCGAAAUUCGUCCUGUACAAGCGCUCGGAGUCGAACGGUGUCAAGCGCUCCAAACACUACAUCGUACAGUCGCCCCAGACAUCGCAAGCCAUCCUGAACGCCAGACAGCACUCCAUAUCGUACACGCUGUCCCGCAGCCAGGCCGUCAUCGUAGAGUACAAAGAGGACCCGGACACAGACAUGUUCCAGGUCGGACGAUCGUCAGAGUCGCCAAUAGAUUUCGUUGUGAUGGACACGCUGCCCGGUGAUAAGAAGGACGCCAAGGUCCUGCAGAGCACGAUUUCGAGAUUCGCCUGCCGGAUUCUGGUGGACCGAAGCGACGGCAACAAGGCACGGAUAUACGCGGCCGGCUUCGACUCUAGCAGAAACAUAUUCCUCGGGGAAAAAGCAACGAAAUGGCAGGACAAUGUCGAGAUCGACGGGCUCACCACGAACGGUGUGCUGAUCGUGCACCCGAAGGGUGAGUUCUGCGGUGGCAGCGCGGACUGCGGCCAGUGGCGCGAAACGUCCGUCGGGGGCGAUGUGUUCAGCCUGCGGGAGUGCCGCUCCGCCCAGCAGAAGGGCCAGCAGAUCUACGACGAGAACAACAUCCUGCAGGACGGCACGCUCAUCGAUCUCUGCGGUGCGACGCUGCUGUGGCGCUCGGCCGAGGGUUUACGGCAUUCACCGACGAAGAAGGACCUCGAAAAGCUCGUAGAUGAAAUAAACGCUGGCCGACCGCAGUGCCCGGUCGGUUUGAACACGUUAGUUAUUCCUAGAAAAGUGUCACUGGGGGAUCACGUCAAUCAGCCUUACGUCUAUCUUAACUGCGGCCAUGUUCAAGGUCAGCAUGGUUGGGGUCAGGAUAAGAACACUAACGCCCGCCGGUGCCCGAUGUGUCUGGAGGUCGGUCCCGUUGUGACGCUCUGCAUGGGAGUGGAGCCCGCAUUUUACGUUGACUCUGGUCCACCAACGUACGCAUUUAACCCGUGCGGUCAUAUGGCCACGGAGAAAACGGUAAAGUAUUGGGCGAAUGUCGAUAUUCCUCACGGAACAAACGGUUUCCAGUCGGUAUGUCCGUUCUGCGCCACGCCACUAGUUGGAUCUCCCGGUUACAUAAAACUGAUUUUCCAAGAUAACUUAGACUAAUUUCGUCAUUAACAACGCGCGCGCGAUGGGUCCGGUUUCUCUCUUGUAAAAUGCGUGCCGCUCGUAUGGCCAAGCUGCGAAUGCCUAGUUGUAAUACACCCGCCGCCAGAGAGCGCUUCUGAGCGCGGUGCGGUUAGCAGCGCCACCUGGCGACAGGGACACUGGGGAAUACACUGUAUUCAGCGCCCUCUAGCAAAUGCGGGGCGAAGCUAAAUAGUUUAUUUCAAAACCGUAAUUGCGAUGCUGCGUUGUGAUGGUUGGAGGCUUUUGAUUGACUAGGACUUGUUUUUAUGAUUUGUUUGGGUCCUGCGGGUUUUCAACGUUCAGGAGGAUCUGAUUAUUUUAAUUUUAUUGCAUUACAUUGGUUCAAGCUAAACGAAAGCGAUAAAGAAGCGGGCUUAACUGAGAAGACUGGCAGAGCCAACGGCUGAGAGGCAACUACAAAAUGGAAACAAACCAAACAUAAAACUAGCGAGUGUGAACCGUGCGAUUGGCAUAUUCUGCCUUCCGCACAUACACAAAGACUUACAGACACACACACACACUUACACAAACGCACUUAAACAAUAACACUGCACAUGACGCAGUUCAGUGGCAACCAAAUGAGAGUUUCGUGCACGCAAAAGCUACCGCCGGCAUGAUGCAUUUACAAACCAGAAAGAGCCAAUGGAUGUGGUAGUUUUCGGUUUUGUCCCACACUUAACAUGCAUGCAUCGGAAGGCAUCAAACUACUCUGUCACACGACGUCACGACGACGUAAAAACGGACGAUGCUAAACAGGAAGCGGAGCGUUAGCAAACAUUCGAAUCGCGUAGCAAACCACAAGGAUUAAGUAUGUUCAAUAUAUCAGCUCGUUUGUUCUUAGAUUAAAUUCAACUCUCUCUGUGUCUCUGCCACGCUGCAGUCUGUUGCGCGGUUGCGCCGUGUGAAGGUCGUAGUUGCGUUUAAUAAUUAUUACAAUACGAAAUCGAAAAUGUAAGUUGCUGAUCAGUAUGUUCCGUCAGCUCAGCGGGAGCUAAAGGAAACCGUAGUAAAACGUUGAUCGUUGAUCCCGUGGAAAUAACGAAUUCAUCAUUUCUUGGACACUGGGCUCGGGUUGGGCUCGCUAGGGAUAAGUGCUAUCAUUAGUUUGCUUGCAGUAAUCCACUCGUGUUUAGGUUUACCGUUUAAGUUCAUUAGUUUUACUGUUCAUUAUUCGCUUCGUUCGUGCACGCCUUUUUGGCGCUGCGUUUGUUCAUUGUGCGUGAAGUGGGUCUGCAGAAAUGCACGGUGGAGAUCCGUGUUGGUAUUUUGUUCUCCAUACAGGGAACACACACAUUUCCAUGGGCCAUUAUCGUACUAUCGCCGAGUGGCUGUUUGUACGAAACAGAUGAUUGUGUAAGGCUAAAACCCGAAGAAUGAGACGCGCAAAUGAAAGAAGCCGUCAGGGAGGAUCGGAUGAAUUACGUGAAGCAAGUGAAAGAAAGUAGAACAAGAGUGGAGUUGGUUUUUAGUGAAGGAUAAGAGAAAUCUGCAACGAGACGAUGUUGUUUGCUUCUAUAGAUCUUGCACAUUACAAACACAAACCCGUUCAAUCAUGCAGCAAGCAAAGAAGGGAAACAAAAAAGUCCAGAGAUACAUGUCCUUCGGGAGAAACGCGUAGACGGUGGCCAAGUCGUCCCCCGUUAGCGAACGAUCGUGUAAAAAGUACUGAUAUAAGAGAACUGCAUAAAAUAAUUAGAGAAAAUAAGCGUGUGUGAUGAACGCGUCGUGAAAAAUAAUACAAGUC
Messenger RNA from Anopheles cruzii, 3838 nucleotides. It is a transcript of the gene Pli, whose product is annotated as protein pellino. Gene Ontology annotation, biological process: protein polyubiquitination; regulation of Toll signaling pathway. The transcript is spliced from 8 exons. Gene Ontology annotation, molecular function: protein binding; ubiquitin protein ligase activity. NCBI's taxonomy places the organism in Eukaryota, Metazoa, Arthropoda, Insecta, Diptera, Culicidae. The record is from RefSeq and is a predicted model, not a curated record. The coding region runs from base 799 to 2070 and encodes 423 amino acids.